Molecule: messenger RNA, 4255 nt
Organism: Taeniopygia guttata (zebra finch)
Lineage: Eukaryota; Metazoa; Chordata; Aves; Passeriformes; Estrildidae
Gene: KLF11
Product: KLF transcription factor 11
Biological process (GO): regulation of transcription by RNA polymerase II
Molecular function (GO): DNA-binding transcription factor activity, RNA polymerase II-specific; RNA polymerase II cis-regulatory region sequence-specific DNA binding
Source: RefSeq, a predicted model, not a curated record
CCGGGUGCCGCUCCCGCCGCUGUGUGCGCGCCGCUGCCGCUCCCGCCGUGCCGCUCCCCGGGAACAGCGCUGCCAACGCCGCCCGCCCGAGCCGCGCCAUGCACGGCUCGCCCUGCUCGGACAUGGGAGAUGCGCCCGCGGUUGACAUUGUGGACAUCUAUGAGUCCAUCCGUGAACGCCAGCGUCAUGACAGUGAAAGGUCCACCUGCAGCACCUUGGAGCAGAAUGACAUUGAAGCUGUUGAAGCCCUUGUUUGUAUGAGCUCCUGGGGUCAAAGAUCACAGAAGGGUGACAUAUUAAAGAUAAGGCCCCUCACGCCCUUCUCCGAUUCUGGGGAUUUCACAAUGCAUGCCGAGGCUACAGCUGAAUUACCAAAGGACUAUCUAUCGACACUGUGCAUGACCCCUCCGCACAGCCCUGACUUCGUUGAGAUGUCGGCAGCUACGCUCCUGUCCUCACAAGUGACUUACUCCAAACCAAGGACUGUCAUGGCAAACACAGCUGCCUGCUCAGUCACAUCAGCAACCAGUGCCUCUCCCAUAGCCAAGCCAUCUGUUCCCAGCGCGGGGCGACAGUGCAGUCAGAAGCCAGUGAUCUCUGAAUUCUCCGCACCUCAGCCUUGCCGGGCUAUGGCAACAAGUGUCAUACGUCACACAGGUGAUAGUUCUGCUUACCAUCACAUUCCUGCUGUGCAAGAGAAAACAAAGGUAACUUCAGGCUACAGCACUUCCAGAGACUGGUGUGGAGCGGAUGACCGAAAACAUUCCAGACUGCCACAGGACACGUGGGCUGCGGAUGAUUUAAUCAAAAAAACCUCUCCAGUACAUCAGCCUUAUGCACGUGACUCCAGUGAUAUUGUGACCAAUAAAGGGCAACCACCAGUCCGGCCUGUUUCGCCACAAACCCACUUACCAAAGAAUUGUGAGAGUGACUUGCAAAAAAGAGCUACCCCAGUGGCACCUGCCCCUGUCUCAAGCCCCCAGGUUCUCUGUCAAAUGAUCCCUGUAAAUGGACAAAGCAGCAUGAUCAAUGCCUAUGUCAAGCCUUCAGCUCCCAUGAAGCCUAUUCUGCCGCAGACAGCCCCGCUCUCCCAGCCUGUGCUCAUGGGCCCGUCUGUGCCUCAGGGGACUGUCAUGCUGGUGCUCCCGCCGCCCGCUGUCACGCAGACGCCGCAGGGCCCGCCGGCCGUGGUGGCUGUGGGCAGCACCAAGCUGCUGCCCCUCGCCCCUGCUCCUGUGUUCAUCGCUUCUGGUCAGACCUGUGCCCCCCAGAUGGACUUCUCCAGGCGGAGGAAUUACGUUUGUGACUUCCCUGGGUGCAAGAAAACCUAUUUCAAAAGUUCCCACCUCAAAGCCCACCUUCGCACCCACACUGGUGAAAAACCUUUCAGCUGCAACUGGGACGGCUGUGACAAGAAGUUUGCCCGCUCGGAUGAGCUGUCGCGGCACCGCAGGACGCACACGGGCGAGAAGAAGUUCUCGUGUCCGGUGUGCGAGCGCCGCUUCAUGCGCAGCGACCACCUGACGAAGCACACCCGCCGCCACAUGGCCACCAAGAAGGCCCCCAGCUGGCAGACAGAGGUUGGCAAACUCAGCAGAAUUGCCACAGCAGAGAAACCCAGGGGCAGCAGCGCUCUGAGCAUGCUCAUCCCCGUGCCAUCACCUGUCUGCCAGGGCUAGAGUGAAGAAGCACCUUCUGCAAACUUCUGCGAAAGAUCAGAAAGAGCUCCGAUGGCAAUGGCUUUUGUUUUCCCCGUGUUUGUGUGUACUUUAGUUUCCUGCAGUUUAGGUCCUCUGUUGAUAGUGCUAUGUGAGGAAUCGAUCAUAUUUCCUCGUCCCUUCCCUGUUGGUUUUUUUCAGUACUUGGGCAAUUGCAAUCACCAGCACUUCAGGAAAGUAGAACUCCUUGGAAAUUAUUUUGGCAAUAGGUUAAAAGUAAUGCUUGCUGUUAAUAUUUUGAUGGACAGUGAAACAGGGUGGUUUUUAAUUUUUAUAGUACUAUUUUCUAUACCAAAUAUAUUUUGUAUUUGUUCAUUUUGGUCUUGUUAUGCAGGCAAAUUACUUGCAUUAGUAGGGCUGUGCUGGAUGAGACCCAGAGUUUUGGAAACUCCUUUUCAGUGAACCUAAACUAUUGUAUUCAGAGUGUUUUAUAAACACUUACCAUUUGAUAACUCAUAUUGGUUGGUGUUUUCACACUUGCAGAUCCUGAUCCUGCAGUGGGCUAGUGCUCUUAUGCUCUCCUUAUGCAGGUACAUUGGAGAUCAAAGUGAGUCAGUAAUUUUUAAAACAACCCUAAGCAGAAUGACCGUAUUUGAGAAUACAAGUGCUGAGAUCCUCAACAUUUUAUGAGUUCAUACCCUUUGAAAGUAGAAGCUGAUGUGGCUGUUGGUAGAACCAUUCUUGAGUCCACAUUCCAUUGGAGCAAAGUUUGGAGGAGCCAGACUGCUCUGAUGGAGAUAGAAGCACAAACACUGUUUAGAAAUUUUGACACUAAAAAUUAUGCUUUAUUUUUGGUCCUACUAAACCAACAUAUCAAAAUAAACUGAAAAAUGUGAAAAUGGCAAGAUAGCCCAUUAAAAAUUAGUGGCUCUCUAUAUAUUUUUUUGAGUAGAGGAGAAAUAAAAAAUUAAAGGUUUUUUUUGUAUUGUGGAUACUUGCGCACCUUAUAGGAAAUUGUUCAAGGCUUUCUUUUACCUGUAUCAGUGCACCAGAGGAAGUACUAAUUGUGUCUUGAGUUAAGAAAUAGCCACCUUGUCAAUUUGAUGAUGCUCUUCAUGUGGCCUUAUACUUCUCCACAGUACUUUGUAUAAAAUCACCCUUUUCUAUUAAACAAUACACUCUCCCUGUUGAAUGGAUUUUCUUUUACACAAAGUGUAAUGAUAGUUAAGAAAUGGAACCAAUGGCUGCAGGAGUGCUGUGUUGUAAUAGCAUGGUGUGAGUAACAAAAUGCCCGUAGCACAAUCGGAGUGCUCCAUUCCCAAGGUGCAGAAGGUGUGUAUGUACUGUAGCAGAGCUGACAGGACAGCAAAGCACCAGGUGUUUUGCUGGGAGACAGCUCCCCCCUGAAUGAAAUAUUUCUGGAGUGCUUAUUCCUUCUGGACUCUUCUCCCUUCAGCCACUCUGCACUGAAGCUUAGUUGAGCGCUGAGGAGGAUUAUUCUUCCUAUAUGCAUCAGCUCUGGAUAACUUGGAAUGCACUCUCUCUUUACUGCUUUGUUCUUAAAUUCUGGUCUUGUGGGUAAAGCACAGAUCUCAUCUAUGGAAGUGCUGACUUGCCAACCUCAGCUGACACUCCUCUGAAAUUGGCAGAGACCUGUUUCAGUUAAAGCAGAUUAUGUAAUUAUUUUUUACACUAAAGUCUAUAAUUAACAGUAGUAAGUUUUCAAGCUGCACUAAAUCGGAGUAUUGUGCUAGGUGUACUGAAGUUUUUGUGCCUGACCUUGUAAAGGCCCACACCCUGUGCACUGACACGUGCUGUAAUCCCACUGACCCCGGUGUACGUGCCAGUGAGGUGUGUGUGGGCCUUGCUUUGGACUCUCCAAAGGGCUCAGUUGGAACCUCUUUGCCUGGUGAAGUGGAUCCUUGUGGUGUUGCUGUUCUCUGUUGCUACCUAGUUUUCCAAGUUUCUGUGGUGAACAAAGAGAUGCUGCUCUUACUUUUUUCUCCUCAGAAAUCCCUUAGAACAAGAAGUCUGACUUUUGGAUGCUGUUUUUGCAUGCUUUUAACCAGGAGAAGCAUGUCCCGUCUCGGUUUAGUAGCCAGUUUCGCACUUCAUUUUUUUACAGACUAACUAUUUAUGGUGCUCACCUGAGAAAACAAUUUGGAAACUUGUCAUAAUUAUAUAAAUUGUCAUGGUUUUUGCAUUGUGGGGGGAAGAAAACAGUGGACUUGGAGAAUAGACUUUUUAAAAGUAUGUCAUGUAUGUGUGUCACGAUGUGGAAAAGCAACUGCUCCCUCCUUGUUUGGGUGUAGCUGGCCUGCAAUUCCUGCAGCCCGUUCUGGGAUGUGUGGAUCGUUCUCUUGUGGACGUGCGUGAAUAGCUGUGCUGCAGUGUGGCUGUGUCUGCUCUGUCUGUUCCUUCCUGCUGUGUAAGGGUUAUUUAUGGAUUAAGCAUGACUGGCGUAGCUGCUGUCCUUGCACUUUACUGCCUGAACUCUACUGUUCAGUCUUUUUAUUUUGAGCCUAUAUUUUACAGAAAUGGAACUGCAUUUUUGUACGUGUUUUUAACUUUUAUUAAAUAAAAUGUAUGUAAUGUGA